Molecule: messenger RNA, 765 nt
Organism: Gastrolobium bilobum
Lineage: Eukaryota; Viridiplantae; Streptophyta; Magnoliopsida; Fabales; Fabaceae
Exons: 8
Coding region: 61-552 (163 amino acids)
Cellular component (GO): cytosol
Molecular function (GO): RNA binding
Source: RefSeq, a predicted model, not a curated record
ACAGAAAAAAGUUUUGUAGCUUUGGGUCCUUUCCAUUUGGUCACCUUUGCAAUUUCCACCAUGGGAAGGGGAAAAUACAAGAGCAAGCCCACUGGUCGCCGCCAAUUUUCUACCCCGGAGGACCUCAUUGCUGGUACCUCAACCCGUCCUAGGUCUUUUAAACAGAAAGAAGCCGAGCAUGAAGAGGAGGAAUCUGAGGAAGCUUCCGGGGAUGAAUCUGAAGAAGAAUCCGAAGAAGGAACUACCAAGACAAAAGGUACUCAAGGGGUUAUCGAGAUUGAAAACCCUAACUUAGUAAAGCCGAAGAGCUUGAAAGCUAGAGACGUUGAUGUUGGGAAAACAACUGAGCUUUCAAGGCGUGAAAGAGAGGAGCUAGAGAAACAGAGAGCUCAUGAGCGCUAUAUGAAGCUGCAAGAGCAAGGAAAAACAGAACAAGCCAAGAAAGAUUUAGAGCGUUUAGCUCUUAUACGUCAACAAAGGGCAGAAGCUGCUAAAAAGCGAGAAGAAGAGAAAGCUGCCAAAGAACAGAAGAAGGCUGAAGCACGCAAGUAAAUCUUCUGGAGGAUGUCGUGUGACCUAGUUUUAAUCCAUAUUUGCUCGAGGAAUCUUUGCCCUUACUACAUUUUAACAAGUUCAUUUAGCUUUAUAUUGGAUAUUACCAUACAUGUAAUGCAAUUAUUUCCUCAUUGUGUGUGGCUCGAAAUCUUUAUUGUAUGUACUUUUUUCUCCAUGUCUGGCCAAGGGAAGUAGUUUCUUUUUCUGGCC